GCAUAAUUCAUCUCUUUGAGGUAUGUUGCAGAUUCAACCUUCUGUGUGUUUGUACAAAUUUAUAAAAUAAAAGUUUGUUGUCUCUUGCUGCAUCUAUUGAAUGUUUUUAGAAGAUUUCCAGAAAGCAUUUGUUGCUGCAUCUAUUGAAUGUUGAAUAUUGAAACUCGUAUGGUAACACAUUUUGAAACUUUUUUGCUUGGAGUCUUGUUUUGAUUAGGAAUGUUGAUAUUUUUGAUAGGGUCUUGAAUUUGCUUAUGAGUCUUUUGUUGCUUGUGAAACUGUCUAGUGUUUAUAAUAAUUUCAGGAAGCAUUUGUUUUUUAUAGGGUCUUGAAUUUGCUUAUGAGUCUUUUGUUGCUUGUGAAACUGUCUAGUGUUUAUAAUAAUUUCAGGAAGCAUUUGUUGUGUUAUUUCAGGAAAGCCUUCCAGAAAAGUUUGAAAUUUUUUUUUCCUUGUUUACGCAGGAUAGAAACAAGAUGGGAGAUUCAGUACCUCUAAAACUAGCACUGCCAGAGCUGAAGUAUCCUAUUGGUUCACAGCCAAAGCAAAAGUCAGCAAUCAACCAAUAUUCCGGCUCAGAGUAUAUCUCCAUUGUUGACAGCAUCCUAAAACCAGAUGAGAUGAUAAGAGUCCUAGGAUCAUUUCUGGGACCUAUAAUGAAGCUCAGUGAGAGAGGAUUGAAGUUAUCAGCAAAGAUGGUCUACGCCAUUCUCACUAGAAGCAUCGUUUCUGUCAAGGAGAAUGAAGCCUGGUUCCAUUUCGGUGCGCAGCCAAUGAGGUUCUCUAUAAGAGAAUUUCAUAUGAUGACAGGCUUGAAAUGUAGUGGUGCAUUAGAAGGACCACGAAGGGAAACCGAUAGAUUUAAUUGGGAAUUGCUAAAGGGGCGUAGUCAUAAGUUAAGUGACGUGGUGGAACAGCUCAGAAACACAAGAGAAGAUGCUUCUGAGGAGAGAGUAUGCCUCGCAAUGCUCAUCCUGGUAGAGAGCAUAUUAUUGCGGAAGAGCAAAGGAGGGAGUUUUCCUUUGGAAUAUGCGAAAAAUGCACAGGAUAUGACAUAUCCAUGGGGGAAAGAGGCUUACAUUGUGCUCCUGAAGUCAAUUCAAAACGCUGUCGCGAAUCAUUUGGAGAAUAAAUCCAAAUUUGAGUUGCAAGGUUAUCCUCUAGUAUUCCUUCUUUGGAUACUAGAGUCGAUUCCUUUGCUAAGGAAUAAGUUCAGUAAGUGUGUACCAACAGUUGAGGUUCCUGGGCCGACUUACUUGUGUGAAAAAUACACUGAGGUAGAGAAUCCAUCACUUGAUAGGGUUUUACAGGUUGAAGCUGAUACAAAGCUGAAGGUCCAUUGCAUACUACCUUCUAUUCCUCAUGAUCCAGAAGAUGAUAUCUCCAUUGAAGACAAAUAUAGUGACGAGCUGGAAACACUGAAAGAUGUAACAAAGAAAGGGUACAAGCUUACAGCCGAUGACUGGGAAAAUAGGUGUGUAGACACAUUUGAAACAUUGGAUGCUCUUAUUCAAAUGAUGGCAAAUAAGGAGACUGGCCAAGCUUCUACUCCGAUUGAUGAGGAUUCAGUAAAUGAAAAAGUGAACAGGAUCAUGAGGUAA
Messenger RNA from Brassica napus (rape), 1599 nucleotides. RefSeq lists its product as uncharacterized. Bases 475 to 1599 code for a protein of 374 amino acids. NCBI's taxonomy places the organism in Eukaryota, Viridiplantae, Streptophyta, Magnoliopsida, Brassicales, Brassicaceae. The record is from RefSeq and is a predicted model, not a curated record. The transcript is spliced from 2 exons.